GAACAAACUGAGGAGCUAAAAAUACCAACAGAGGGACAGGCUGGCUGCUGUGGGCCUGAGGUGUGUGGGAGGGUCUUUACAUGGGCUUCAGGCAAGCUGGCUGUGGCAUAAAGUGUUGGACAACUGGGGUUAGAAAUGGCGCAACAGCUAAGUGGAAAAUACUAAAAGCAACUAACUUUACAGCCAUUUGAGAGUAGAAGGGCAGAACUUCCUGACGUCUUUGACAUCUUCCUCACCACUGGAGGUGAUGAGCUUUGCUCUCAGCUUUAAGCACCCGACAGCAGGCAGCUCUGGGCCCGGUGCUGGAAGCGGAGCAACCAUGGAGAAUCUGGAAAAGCAGCUGAUCUGCCCCGUCUGCCUGGAGAUGUUCUCCAAACCUGUGGUCAUCCUGCCCUGUCAGCACAACCUCUGCCGCAAGUGUGCCAAUGACAUCUUCCAGUCAGCUAAUCCUCUGUGGCAUUCCCGCGGUUCCUCCAGUGCGACGGCCAGUGGCGGUCGCUUUCGCUGUCCAUCGUGCCGCCAUGAGGUGGUGCUGGACCGCCAUGGAGUCUAUGGCCUCCAGAGGAACCUGCUGGUGGAGAACAUUAUCGACAUCUAUAGACAGCAGGAGUCCUCCAGACUUGUUAGCAUGAAGCCAGAGCAGCAGCAGCUCAUGUGUGAAGAACAUGAAGACGAGAAGAUCAACAUCUACUGUUUGUCCUGCCAGACGCCGACCUGCUCCAUGUGCAAAGUGUUCGGACAGCACAGAGACUGUGAUGUGGCUCCGCUCGGCACCGUCUACAUGAGACAGAAGACGGAGCUGAGUGACGGCAUUGCGAUCUUGGUGGCCAGUAAUGACAACGUCCAGGCAGUCAUCUCUCAGAUGGAAGCAAUCUGCCACACCAUAGAGGAAAACGGCCAGCGGCAGAGAGAACACCUGAGCGGCCACUUUGAACGUUUGGUGGCCAUCUUGGAGGAGCGGAAGCAGGAGCUGGUGGGUCUCAUCACCAAAGAACAGGAUGAAAAGCUCAAACAUGUUCAGUCGCUCAUCCGUCAGCACAGCGAUCACCUGGAGGUCGGCGUCACGCUGGUGGAGUCGGGCAUACAGUCCAUGGAGGAGCCACACAUGCCUCUGUUUAUACAGAGCGCUGAAGCCAUACUGGAAAAAAUGGCGGCGAUGGCGAGAGCCUCGAAGUUGGAGCUUCCAGAGCUCGGUUAUGAGAGCAUGAGCCAUUUCAUCAUCGAUAUCGAUGACCUCGCCGACACACUGAGAAACAUCAGCUUCUGCUGCGGUGUGGCGGCUGAUGAAGAAGAUUUUGAAGAAGUUGAGGAAGAUUUGGACUUUGGCUCCAGAUUUUAAGACCGAAGAGCAAAGAAGCUGAUCAGUUUUGACUGACUUCAGUGGAGAUUUUUAAACGUUGUCAGAGAUACUGACCGAACAGCCUCUGCAAUCGAUAAACUGGAGUUUUGUUUGGCCAAGGCUGGAGAGUGUGUGCGACUUUGGUAUCGAAAGUGUCAGAUUCCUCACAGUAGUUAUUCCACUUCUAGUUCUUGCCCAUCAGUCGUAGAAGAACAAAGUUUGCAGAAAUAUAAUCACAUUUUCACAAUUAGAGGACAGAAUGUAUUUAUGAGUUUUAGCUCCAAGGACCAAUUUUAAUAGUUUAUUUAAUACUAAAUUUGGGAAAUGUGACAAAUGUUCAUUAUACACCUUUCCACAAUAAAUAGGGAAUGUGUUUGAAACAAACAAACAAAAAAAAGUUCCCUAGAGAAGCUAUAACAAUGUUUAUAUAUUGUAAUAAUUGUAUGAUAAAGAAAGGGGGUGUUUGUACUUCUGCUGAGGAGGCUACGUGAUUGGUUUGUCUGUUUGUUACCAGGAGUUACUCAAAAAAGUCAACAAACGGCAUGAAAAUGUUACCAGAGGUGAGCCUAUGAUGCAAAAUGCCAAAAAUUGGACAUUUUGCACCAUAUUUACAGAAAUAUGCAUAAAAUAAAAAAGAAACAAAGAAGAAAACCCAUAUUCACACAUGCCAUGACGAGAAUUUUAAACCAUAGUUGUACUAAUGCUCGUGUUUACUGGUGGCUGUGAAAACAGAGGAAGCUCAUUUUUGAUGCUUUUUGGUUUAACUUUUUUAAUCAGGAAGUGAAACUCUUGAGAUUAAGAAUCUCCUUUUUGCAGCAGCGUCGUGGGACAAGCAGGAUUAACCCAGCAUGCUUUUCACUCACAGACUAAUUUGCUUUGAAAUUGGGAUGAGGAUCUCAAUAUUGUUCCCAUCCCUGCUUUAGUCUCAGGUGCUGAAACACAUUUGUUUUGCUGUCGGAUUUUUGCAAAUUACUUGCGCAUUGGUGAAGUAUGGAUAUCUCAAGAGACCGACAUUAUGCAGAGAAUCCUGAAUUAAAAUCAGAGGGAGUGUUUUAAAUCUGUAUUUUGUGGCAAAGUCAUUAAACUGUUUUCAUGUUUCUUAUCUUUGAUUUGACUGGAUUUGACUGCUGAACCCAUACAUGUAGUUUUUAAAUCGUAUUCAACAAUAAAAUGUAAACUAUU
Molecule: messenger RNA, 2521 nt
Organism: Maylandia zebra (zebra mbuna)
Lineage: Eukaryota; Metazoa; Chordata; Actinopteri; Cichliformes; Cichlidae
Gene: trim54
Product: tripartite motif containing 54
Biological process (GO): regulation of microtubule cytoskeleton organization
Cellular component (GO): cytoplasm
Molecular function (GO): zinc ion binding
Source: RefSeq, a predicted model, not a curated record